CAGAAAGCCAGAGCAGAAAGCCAGAGUGCUCCAGCCACAGGAAUAUCUGGCCUCCUUUCCCCUCAGUCUCAGCCUGCCCAGAGACCCCCCCAAUCGGACCCCCAGGAGAGACGCAGAACAUGGACCGGCUCAUUGACUUUGCCCCUGACGACGGCUCCUUCAUGUUCACCUCAGAGUCGGUGGGAGAGGGGCAUCCUGAUAAAAUCUGUGACCAAAUCAGCGAUGCGGUUCUGGAUGCUCACCUGCAGGUGGACCCCGAUGCCAAGGUGGCCUGUGAGACGGUCUGUAAGACAGGCAUGGUACUGCUGUGCGGGGAGAUCACCUCCAGCGGUAACGUGGAUUACCAGCGCGUGGUCCGAGACACCAUCAGGCACAUCGGCUACGACAACUGCUCCAAAGGUUUUGACUAUAAGACCUGUAAUGUGCUGGUUGCUCUGGAGCAGCAAUCAUCUGACAUCGCCCAAGGCGUCCACAUCGACCGGCACGAGGAGGACAUUGGAGCAGGAGACCAGGGUCUGAUGUUCGGCUAUGCCACGGAUGAAACAGAGGAAUGCAUGCCGCUCACCAUCGUCCUGGCUCACAGACUCAAUGCUAAGAUGGCCGAACUCCGGCGAAACGGGACCGUCCCAUGGCUCCGCCCCGACUCCAAGACACAGGUGACGGUGCACUACGCCCAGGAGGGCGGGGCAGUGAUCCCCCUCAGGGUGCACACGGUGGUGAUCUCCGUGCAGCACGAUGAUGAUGUCACGCUGGAGGAGCAGCAGCGUGUUCUCAAGGAGAAGGUGAUCCAGCCCGUUGUUCCCGCCAAGUACCUGGACCAGCGCACCAUUUACCACCUGCAGCCCAGCGGACGCUUUGUCAUCGGGGGACCCCAGGGUGACGCGGGCGUUACUGGCCGGAAGAUCAUUGUGGACACGUACGGGGGCUGGGGGGCCCACGGGGGGGGGGCCUUCUCGGGGAAAGACUACACCAAGGUGGACCGGUCUGCUGCCUACGCCGCCCGCUGGGUCGCCAAGUCCCUGGUCAAAGCCAAGCUCUGCAGGAGAGUCCUGGUACAGGUCUCCUACGCCAUCGGGGUGGCCCAUCCUCUGUCCAUCUCCCUCUUCACCUACGGCUCAUCCCAGAAAUCAGAGAAGGACCUGCUGCACAUUGUCAAUGACAACUUUGACCUCCGACCUGGAGCCAUCAUCAGGGAUCUGAACCUGAAGAGGCCGAUCUACCAGAAGACGGCCUGCUAUGGCCACUUUGGGAGGGCAGACUUCCCGUGGGAGGAGGCCAAGGAGCUGAAAUAUUGAGGGACCCCCCCGCCCCCCCAGGGAGCAGACCCCCCACCUCCCACUGCACACGGGGGCUUCCCUCCAACGUGCCAGUCCAACCUCAACUCCCAAAAUUGGUGUCCAAAUACAAAUGUCAGCCCACUUUCUGUAAAACCUUUUCUGUUUUGAGUUUUCCUGUAAUUUUACAAAUGCAAUUAUCAAUUAUUACAUUGCAUUACAAGGCAUUUAGCAGACGCUCUUACCCAGAGCGACGUACAACGAAGUGCAGAUCAAACACAAGUACAAGUGUGAAGAAGAUUACAUUAAUUAAUUAUCAGAUGAAUGUUUUAUGAUUCCUGAGCUGCAUCAGUGUGGACAUGCAUGAGUCACACUGACAUAAUGUACAAAAUAAAUGAUAUAAAUUCUU
Conger conger (European conger) is the source of this 1683-nucleotide messenger RNA. RefSeq names its product methionine adenosyltransferase 1A (gene mat1a). Lineage: Eukaryota; Metazoa; Chordata; Actinopteri; Anguilliformes; Congridae. Gene Ontology annotation, biological process: S-adenosylmethionine biosynthetic process. Gene Ontology annotation, molecular function: methionine adenosyltransferase activity; ATP binding. Gene Ontology annotation, cellular component: cytosol. The record is from RefSeq and is a predicted model, not a curated record. The transcript is spliced from 9 exons. The coding region runs from base 120 to 1295 and encodes 391 amino acids.